Messenger RNA from Microtus ochrogaster (prairie vole), 2623 nucleotides. It is a transcript of the gene Tor1aip1, whose product is annotated as torsin 1A interacting protein 1. The record is from RefSeq and is a predicted model, not a curated record. Gene Ontology annotation, biological process: nuclear membrane organization. Gene Ontology annotation, molecular function: ATPase activator activity. Gene Ontology annotation, cellular component: nuclear membrane. Lineage: Eukaryota; Metazoa; Chordata; Mammalia; Rodentia; Cricetidae.
UUUGGUGUCUCGAGCCAGGAGGCGGGAGUGACCCACAGCAGCUGACCCAGCUAGGGCACUGCCUCUCCCACAGCCCGCAGGACACACCAUGGGCCCAGAGGCUGGUUUGUGGCACACUAGCGACGACGCAGGCGGCGGUCCCGGCGACUCUCAACUACCUCCCUGACCACUACGACAACCUCCCCGAGGCCAUCGCCACCACCUGCAGGGGAUUCUACCCGCGGCAAAGCCAACCCCACAACGGACUAACAGCUACGUAAACAAUUAUGGAGGGAGAGAGGAGGCGGACCGAGGGGCCGGGGGAAGGAUGGGCCAUCGACGUCACGCCCAGAGCCCCCAUCCGGGAACUAAGGCGGAGGCUCGCCCCUCAAAAUGGCGACAGCAGUGACGCGCCUGCGUACGGAACGCAUCCGUCGCGCCCCGGACGACGGGAAGUGAGGUUUUCAGAAGAGCCGCCAGAAGUGUACGGCGACUUCGAGCCCCGGGUUGCCAAAGAAAGGUCCCCGGGGGGAAGACGAACCCCGCCAGAAAAGUUCCGGCCGGAUUCUGCGAAAGAGGAAGUGAGAGAAAGCGCUUACAAUCUUCGGUCUCGACCACGGAGGCGGCGGGGACCCCAGGAAGCCGAGGAGAUGAAGACGCGAAGGGCGGCCCGGGUUGAACAGUUCUCACAGCAGCCUCAGCCGCAGGCGUCUCCGACCACGAGCAGGCGAGGGUUCCGGGACUCUGAGUCCUCAGAGGAUGAAUCUUCUUCCCAAAUUGUUACAAACCAAACAACCUCAAAGAAAACUGUCAGAACACCAGAGACUUCAAGUCCUUUAAGUAACUUAUGCAGACCCCCACUAAGAAGCCCAAGAUCUGAUUCAACGUACAAAACAAAUGGAAAUACUAGAAUGAAUGAAAUAGAAACUGCCAAUAUCCAACAGGUCUAUUUCUCUGAAGAAGGAGAAACUGAAGAUGUCCUCAAGAGCUCUUACAGUGACGUCACUGUCAGGGUCAAAUCCAGGAAUUAUGCUGAGUCUAGCGAUGAAGCCACCAGAUCAUACAGUCAUCAAGAACAACCUUGUUUAUCACAGAGUCAGGACUUCACAGCUCAUGAGAAUCAGCCGUCAGUGCUGAGCUCAGAAUAUCAAAGAAACCCUCAAGUCAUAAGAAUGAGGACUCAACAGCCAUAUAAUAGCAUUCAGGAAUCAGAGCUUGGAAACCAAUCUCCAUCAACCUCCAGCCAACCAGAAGCUGCUGAACAACCGCAAAAUGAGUCUUCUGUCAACAGAAAGCUGUGGCUGCUCGCUCUGUUCGUUGCUUUUGUUUCUGGAGUGCUUUGGCUCCGUUAUCCUCCUGCAGUAGAAACCACUGCCGUUCAAGAAUUUCAGAACCAGAUGAAACAACUUCGGUCUAAGUACCAGAGUCAAGAUGAGAAGCUGUGGAAAAGAGGCACAACAUUCCUAGAAAGACAUCUGAAUAGCUCCCUCCCUCGGCUCCAGCCUGCCAUCCUUUUGCUCACUGCAGCCCAAGAUGCUGAAGAAGUGCUCAAGUGUCUAAGUGAACAAAUUGCCGAUGCCUAUUCUUCCUUCCGUAGUGUCCGUGCCAUCCGGAUUGAUGGGGCAGGGAAAGCUGCUCAAGACAGUGAUGAGGUCAAACAGCAAGUAGAUCAAGAACUGAGCGAUGGGUUUAAAAAUGGCCAGAAUGCAGCCGUGGUACACCGCUUCGAGUCCCUGCCUGCAGGUUCAACCCUGAUCUUCUAUAAAUACUGCGACCAUGAGAAUGCAGCCUUCAAAGAUGUAGCCCUAGUCCUGACUGUACUGUUGGAGGAGAAGACACUGGAAGCCAGUCUAGGCCUGAAGGAAAUUGAAGAGAAAGUGAGGGAUUUCCUCAAAGUCAAGUUCACCAGCUCUCACACGGCCAGCUCCUACAACCACAUGGACCCAGACAAGCUGAAUGGGCUCUGGAGCCGCAUUUCUCACCUGGUGCUGCCCGUGCAGCCCGAAAAUGCCCUGAAAGGGGGCAGCUGCCUGUGAGGGGGAAGCGGAAAUCUCGUCUCGAGGUCUGGGCAGUUUUCAGACUUUCUAACUAGAGACGGAGUCUGGAGCAGUUUUUGAAAACUGGUUUCUUUUUAAAGGAAAUUAAGUUCAUACAUAAAAGUGGAAUACCUAAAUCGUUUGUGCAGCCUUAUUAUCUGUGAUUUGAGAGAAUCGUUUCUCUGAUAACUAUGUUAAGGGUAUUUAGCAUGGGCUAAAGUCGAUGCAGUUCCCCAUGGACCUGCCUUGGUUGUGCCCAAAUCAUUCUUGCUGUGCUGUGGCCUGUGAGAAGGACUGGGUGCUUUUCUCAAAGAAUCAGCAUUCUUUUUAACUUCGGAUUCUUCUAAUUGUAGCUGUGGGUUUCCCCCAUUACUUUUCCAUUUAUACCAUUUUUAAGUGUGUGGUCCUUAGCUUUUACCUAUAAAAGACAAAAGUCAUCUGGGUGUGCAGUUUAGCGCCCCCCCCCCACUGGCUUUAGAGAGGGGAUGAAGAGGGCUUGGGAGGUGGAAAGGUAAGAGAAAUCGUUGAAUGGAGAAGGAAAAGGAAGGGGGAAAAAUAGCUGCAAGCUGGGCAGUGGUGAGCCAUGCCUGUAAUCUCAGCACUUUCCC